AUGAAAGUGCUAAGCAGCUGUAAUACUUCAAAGACACUGAAUGCUGGGAACAUGGAGAGUCUGAUUGAGUGCCAGUCAGAGGCUGAUGCCAAGAAAUGCCCCCCGCUGGUCCCAGCAGAUACUGAAGAUGGACUUUGCCACUCGGCUGCAGAUGGAACAAAGAAAAGAAAGAAGGUGAUGUCGCAGUCAUUUACCCUGAGACGAAGCUCUACCAACAGGAAUUCCUCAGGGCAACUAGACUUGGGUGCCAGAAUCGCUCUGUUUGGCCAGCCUCUGGCACUUAUCUGUGGGGAAGAUGACACACUGCCCCAGCAGGUCCAGGAUCUCCUAGCUAUAUUGUAUAUGAAAGGACCUUCCACUGAAGGGAUAUUCAGAAAGGCUGCCAAUGAGAAAGCACGCAAGGAGUUAAAAGAGGACCUAAACAAAGGCAGGAAUGUUGAUUUGAAAAGCAAAUCUGUGCACCUGCUGGCAGUGGCCUUGAAGGACUUCCUUCGAAAUAUUCCCUCCAAACUCCUGUUGGCUGACCUCUAUGAGUUGUGGAUGCAAGCUCUGGAGAAGCCAACCCAGCAGGAAAAAAUUGAAGAAUUGAAAGAGGUGGCUGACAAACUGCCUAGGCCAAACCUUGUCUUGCUCAAGAACUUGCUGGCUUUGCUCCACCACAUCAGCCAAAAUGCCAAGACCAACAGGAUGGACUCCAGCAACCUGGCCAUCUGCGUUGGCCCAAAUAUGCUGAGCCCAGAGACAGACAAUGCGCUCCCGCUGGAAGCGCAGAAGGAGAUGAACGACAAGGUGACAGUGUUGGUGGAGUUCCUCAUAAACAACUGCUCAGAAAUAUUUGGGGAGGACAUUGCCUUGCCUGUCUGUGCCCUGGCUGAGGAGUCACUGGAGUACACAGACAGCUCCACAGAACACCUGUGUGCUGCUCAUCAGAAUGACUCUGCCUAUGACAGCCCAGAUCCUGAAGCUGAAGGCAGCCCCCGCACUUCUCAGAUGGAGCAGCCCAAAGGGAGAAACACUAGUGUGAGCAGAAGACAUCCAAUAUGCAUCUCUGCCCAGUCACUGACUAAUUUCAGAAAUGACAUCAGCACGAUGGACAGGAGGUACUCAGAGCCAGACCUGUCCUUCCAGAACCGCCUUGAAGGCAGGAUAAGGAAACAGAAGCUAAACAAAAGUGAGGACAAUUUUCCAGUUCAGCAGAAACAGCUAGGGUUGGAGGCACUGGAGAGACGGCUUGCAAUCUUACCUUCACAAUUAUCAACUGACUCUCUACCCAAAACAUCCUCCAGUUGCUCCCUGGAGAGCUCUGAUGGCUCAGUCUUCACCAACUCCCCAGUAGUUUCACCCUCUAGUCCCAAAAAAACCUUUUUAAAUAGGCCCCAGUCCUUUUCCACCAAGGCCGCCGAAGACUGCAGUACAUCUAGCAGAGAGAUCAAAAGGCAUUCCAUGUCGUUCUCUUUUGCAAACCACAGGAAAACACUAAUAAAAACCCAGAGUUGGGGGCCUGGAAAAAACAUCUUUUUUCAGAGAGACAGUUUCAUAAAGAAAGAAGAUCAGUUCUCCAGCAGAGUUGUCCAGUUGAGCAGCCUUGAUGAUGACAAACCAUUGCCUGUGGUGCAUCAGCAAAGGCCCCGUUUCAGGUCAGCUGAUGAAGUGUUCAGAGAGGUAGACCAGAGGAAUCCCGGAAGGCCACCCUCUUAUGAAGAGGCUACUAAAACCUGCCUGGCCACUAAAGGUUUCUCCCACAAUCUCACAGUUCAAACUAUGAGAUUCAAGGUGUCAAACCAGGAUGCUUUGCCACCUCAUCCAUGCAGCAGCUGUGCACAGGACACAGGAUGUACGGCUCUAAUGGACCUACCCAGUGGCAGAGUUUCUGCAACAAAGGAUUCUGAAGUGGAAACUGAAACCCUCAGCAUCACUGUGGGAAUAAACUCCCGUGUGAGUUUACCCGUGACCCCGGGAGUCUAUCGAUUGAGAGCCAUGUCUGAAUCCUGUCAGAAGAACAAACUUGAGUAUGUGGCUCGGAGGUGCAGCCAGCCAGUUUUUGAGGUAGACCAGAUCCAGUAUGCUAAGGAAUCCUAUGUUUAA
Mesitornis unicolor (brown roatelo) is the source of this 2085-nucleotide messenger RNA. RefSeq names its product T-cell activation RhoGTPase activating protein (gene TAGAP). Gene Ontology annotation, biological process: regulation of Rho protein signal transduction; signal transduction. The record is from RefSeq and is a predicted model, not a curated record. The coding region runs from base 1 to 2085 and encodes 694 amino acids. The transcript is spliced from 9 exons. NCBI's taxonomy places the organism in Eukaryota, Metazoa, Chordata, Aves, Mesitornithiformes, Mesitornithidae. Gene Ontology annotation, molecular function: GTPase activator activity.